This is a messenger RNA of Esox lucius (northern pike), 2379 nucleotides long. RefSeq names its product myocyte enhancer factor 2b (gene mef2b). Gene Ontology annotation, biological process: positive regulation of transcription by RNA polymerase II. Lineage: Eukaryota; Metazoa; Chordata; Actinopteri; Esociformes; Esocidae. The record is from RefSeq and is a predicted model, not a curated record. Gene Ontology annotation, molecular function: RNA polymerase II cis-regulatory region sequence-specific DNA binding; DNA-binding transcription factor activity, RNA polymerase II-specific; protein dimerization activity. The coding region runs from base 507 to 1784 and encodes 425 amino acids. The transcript is spliced from 11 exons.
UGUUGCUGCUGUGCGCGCGGUUGAAAGGAGCGCUCCUAAAUCAUCAUCCUCGAGCAUCAGGUGGACACCUCUAGCUACAGCACUGCGUAUGCACUUCAAUCAGGAUAGAAGAGCUCUUUAAUUGUAUUUGGACAGAAAUCUAACGAUUAAUCGCAACUGUGCUUUCCUGUAUGUCAGAAAAUACCGGGUCAAACGCAGAGUAGACCACAGCACAGAAAGGGCAAAAACGCAGAAACGUCUAAAGAACAGCCGCUCCUUCUGCUGUCCCCACGACUCGGCCUGUUUAGCCCGUUCUACCAUCUUUUCCUGUCUUGCCAGCACAUGGGAGAAGAGGGGCUCGGGUCCCGGGGUGCCCCAGACUGAGGGGGUGUCGGCGCUGUGCGGGCCGGCUCUAACUUUAGGCCCCAUCGCCUCAUCGGGGUAUAAAUAAACAGGAUGCUAUGACCAGGGGGAAGGGUGGGGACUAAGUAUAAAGCCCCCUGUCAGAGACACAGACCGAGAACACAAUGGGAAGGAAAAAAAUACAAAUCUCUCGUAUUGUGGACCAGCGCAAUCGUCAGGUGACGUUCACCAAGCGUAAGUUUGGCCUGAUGAAGAAGGCCUAUGAGCUGAGUGUUCUGUGUGACUGUGAGAUCGCCCUUAUCAUCUUCAACAGCACCAACCGUCUGUUCCAGUACGCCAGCACUGACAUGGACAAGGUCCUGCUCAAAUACACUGAGUACAGUGAACCCCACGAGAGCAGGACCAACACUGACAUUUUGGAGACUCUGCGGAGGAAAGGUCUGGGCCUGGAUGGGACUGAGUUGCUGGACACAGAGGAGACCAUGCAGGGAGUUGCCGAGAAGUACAGUCCAGUCAGCGAGGGAAUGGACCUUUCCCUGGCCCGCCAGCGUUACUACUCCCCCUCCGUGCUCUCACCAGAGGCCCAGUUCCUGGUGUCUAGCGGCUGUGAGAAUGGAUACCACAACUCUUCCAACCCCAGCCUGAACUCCCAUAGACCUGCUGCCUUCAGGCCCCUGGGCCCCAGACCAGGCUCAUCUAGCCCUGCUGGGCCCCACACCCACACUGCCUUCAUGUCCCCACACUCAGGUAUUGGCUACUCCAUGUUCUCCCAUGGCAACCUAAGCCGGGCCUUAGACAUGAAGACUCCUCCUUUGAACCUGGGCAGUGAGAACCGACGGACAGAAUGUCACCCGGGCUUAGGUGGCACACGUACCAACAUUAAUAGUGCUAGAGGCCUACUGUACCAGGGCAUGCACCCAGGGAACCACAUGGUGGCUAUGGGGAAGGCAGGUCUGCUGGGCCACAACCUGGGGGGCUAUGGCCUCUCCUCUGCCGGACCCUCUGACUAUAACCACCCAGGUUUCUCCCAUUCUGUGAGUCUACACCGCGGAACAGCAAACCCCUGGCAGACAGCACAUCAGCUGGAGCAGCAGGCACCUCACCUCAGCCCAGCGUUAUCCAGCGGAGGGUGCUCUUUCCCCUCUCAGGUCUCCACCCCAACCACUCCUCCUCACCCCUCCCUCAACCUCAGCAUAAAAUCAGAGCGUGCCUCCCCGGAGCACAUCUGCUCCCCGACCUCUCCACCCCACCACCACCUGAGGCAGCACUCUCCAGUGAGCGCCCCCGAUUCUGUUCACCACACCCCCCAGGAGCCCUACCCAGCCAAUGAGAGACAGGAAUAUCCCAAAGGCAGUGUUCCCUACCCGGCUCAGCAUGGGGGAGAGGAGAAAGGGGGGCUGCCCCUGAGGCAAUUAGAAAUCAGCGAUGGGUGGCAGAGAUAGCUGGCAGCGACUACCACACUCCACCCUCCAUCUGCCCCCCUACCCUUGUUCCAGCCAAGCCUGCCACAUGGUUGCCCGCAUACAGAGAGGAGGAUGGGGAGAUGGGUUUCAUUCAGCCACGUCAUCCCAGAGGGAAGAAAGACCCCCCUUAGAGCGGAGAUGGACUCUUCUCUGCGGGUGAUGUACAUGUGGCACUGCCUCUGUAACCCUGAUUCAGUGAGUAGAUACAGUCUGGGUGUGGUGUCCGUGAUUUGGCAGAAAACACAUCACUCUGGUUGAGCUACAGCCCAGAGCAGAGGGAGUAUCAGUCAUUUAGCCAUAUAGCUUAGAGCACACUGUUUCCGAGUAAUACUUCACAUUCAGGUCCCCAGUUACUGUACAUAUAUAACUUUAAUGUUUUAGCCUUUCGCCCAAAAUCAAUGAAGUGGUCAGUUCACAGGAGACUGAUUAGGGAGCACCAAGGUUUUACUAAUCUACAGUUUCAUGUCUCAAUGGGCAUGGCCUCUGUGAUAAUGAAUGGGAAGCUGGUCUGGAUAAGAAUUGAUUAAAGAAAAAAGUAAAUUGAAUCUGCCCUUAUUAAACAAAAAAUGCUAAA